This is a messenger RNA of Columba livia (rock pigeon), 2503 nucleotides long. It is a transcript of the gene FMO4, whose product is annotated as flavin containing dimethylaniline monoxygenase 4. Gene Ontology annotation, molecular function: NADP binding; flavin adenine dinucleotide binding; N,N-dimethylaniline monooxygenase activity. The record is from RefSeq and is a predicted model, not a curated record. The coding region runs from base 4 to 2136 and encodes 710 amino acids. NCBI's taxonomy places the organism in Eukaryota, Metazoa, Chordata, Aves, Columbiformes, Columbidae. The transcript has 9 exons.
AGCAUGUUGCAAACUGCUGCCUUGCUGUCUCCCUGUGUGCAUGGGAAGAACUGGUGGGUCCCGUGCCUGGGCUGGGACCAUGCCAGCAGGUGCCAUGGACAACCCACAAGCCUGGGGCUGCAAGGGCUUUCAUUGACCACCAAAAAUCAGGCUGCACUGCGCACCACGUCCCCCCAUCCAUGCUAUCUACUGCAGCGUGGGCAAAGGGAGUGUGCUUUGCUGACUUCCCAGGGAUGCAAAGUGAGCAUCUGCCCAGCACAGGCGGCAUGUCAGGAUCAGGUCAGGACAAGCCUGAACUGCUGCCAGGGCUGGGGCAGCGGCAAGCUACAAUGUGGGAGUGCUUGUAAGCAUCGCCCCCUUGGGAUUACAGUCUGGAUUUCCACUCGGCACCGCUGCGGGGAGGUUGAGAACUUUUUGCUGGCACGUUUGAGCAGAGCAGGGGAGCGCGAGUGUAAAGGUGCUCACACACCGGCCUGUUGCCUGCUGCAGGACAGCAUGGUGCGGCGUGUGGCCAUCAUCGGGGCUGGAGUCGGUGGGUUGGCCUCUAUUAAGUGCUGCCUGGAUGAGGGGCUGGAGCCCACCUGCUUCGAGAGGAGUGAGGACAUUGGGGGGCUCUGGCGCUACACGGACUCCACAGAUGGUGGCAGGGUCACUGUGUACCGUUCAGUCAUCACCAACACCUCCAAGGAGAUGUCCUGCUUCAGCGACUUCCCCUUCCCAGAGGAUUUUCCCAAUUACCUACCCCACAGCCUCCUCCUGGAGUACUUUCGGAUGUAUGCCCAGCACUUCGACCUCUUGCGGUACAUACACUUCAAGACGACAGCUGUCAGCGUGAGGAAGCGCCCGGAUUUCGCUGCCUCAGGCCAGUGGGAGGUGAUCACUGAGACCGAUGGUGUCCAGGAGUCACACAUCUUCGAUGCCGUCAUGGUUUGCACUGGCCAUUACCAGGAGCCCUACUUACCCUUGGCUUCUUUCCCAGGUAUUGAGACCCGCUUCAAAGGCCGGUACCUUCACAGCCAGGAAUACAAAGAUGCGGAGGCCUUCCGGGGAAAGCGGGUGCUCGUGGUUGGCAUUGGCAACACUGGUGGGGACCUCUCUGUGGAGCUGAGCCGCGUGGCUGCAAAGGUGUUCCUGAGUGCCAGGAGCAGCACAUGGCUGUUUAGUCGGGUCUCAGACCAUGGCUUCCCCUUGGACAUGGUUAACACCACCCGCUUCAAACACUUUCUUGACUGGCUUCUCCCAUCAAACCUCAUGAAGUGGAUCAAGUUUCGGAAGUUCAAUUCAUGGUUUAAUCAUGCAAACUAUGGCUUGGCUUCCACCAAAAGCUCCUACUUUAAGAUAAUUGUCAAUGAAGAGCUGCCAUUCUGCCUUCUCUCUGGGGCCGUUGUAUUGAAGCCAAGUGUGAAGGAGUUCACCAAGAGCUCUGCUGUUUUUGAAGACGGAACAACUGAAGAAAACAUCGAUGUGGUGCUCUUUGCCACAGGCUAUAUCUCCCCAUUUCCAUUCCUUGAAGAGUCAGUUCGCAGCCUCUUUGACAAUAACCGUUGCCUCUAUAAAUGCAUCUUCCCUCCCCAGCUGGAAAAGCCGACGCUGGCCAUCAUCGGCUUAGUCCAGCUGACCGGCUCUGUGAUGGUGGGAUCAGAAAUGCAGGCUCGCUGGGUGACAGGGAUCUUUGCAGGCUGGAACAAGCUCCCUCCUGCCAGCAGGAUGAUGGCUGAUGUUUCGAAGAAGAAGCCACCGGUCAAAAGGAAUCCAUCUGAGAGGGAGAACUUGAAAAUAAAUUUUAUCAGCUACACCGAUGAAAUUGCUUCGUGUGCUGGUGUAAAGCCCAGUGUACUAAGGCUGCUCCUAACGGACCCCCGCCUGGCCCUGGCCAUCUUCUUUGGCCCCUGCACACCCUACCAGUACCGACUGGUGGGACGGGGGAGGUGGAGCGGGGCCAGAGAGGCCAUCCUGACCCAGUGGCAGCGGACGCUGAAGCCCUUGAGAACUCGGGUGGUGGAUGACUCCUCUGACAGCUCCUCCGGCUGGUGCUGGAGGUGCCUUCUGGCCCUGCCAGCAGCUCUCAUGGUGGGUUUUCUCUUUUCUAAAUACCCCCGGAUGGGUUGGAGCUCCCAGGCAGGUUCCCAGUUGUAGAAGAAACAGGGUGAGACCCAGUCGCAGGCUGUCUGGUCCCUGGCCUCCUCUUGCCCAUGUUUCACACCCACCAGGGGCCAUAUGGGUGAUUUACCCCAAACUUGCCGCAAUCCAUGCCUGCAUUGCACCCGCACAAGGUUGGAUCUCCAAAGGGCUUUUGGAAAGAGCUGUUUUGGGAUGGGCUGGUGUGCACGGGACCAGCCUUCCUCCCCCCUUGCUCACCCCGAGCUUCCUCCACGAAAUUUCAGCAAGACCUGCAAAACUUGGUGAUUUUCUGAAGUGCUAACUGUAGAGAUCUUUGUAUUGUUCUGAUCACUUCUGGAACAUCAGUAAGGUGCUAGAAAUAAACCUCACAGAUUUGGUCUUC